Messenger RNA from Owenia fusiformis, 871 nucleotides. Lineage: Eukaryota; Metazoa; Annelida; Polychaeta; Sabellida; Oweniidae. The record is from the annotation of a GenBank genome assembly.
GAAUAUUUUGGAAUCAGCAAUUGUGUAAGGCCUCAAAAAUGGACCUUUUUGGCAUGAUAUGGCAUUUUAGGCCUUUUUAGGCUUUUUCAAAAAUGGGCCUUACAUUUUAAAAAUUUGGGCCCAAUUUUUUGUUUUAGGGGCCCCAAAACUUUUCUGCAUCCCCUUGAGCUUCUGGAAAUGCCACUGAGCUGAAAUGUAGAUAAAAAAGUAGCUGUUUUGUUAUAGAGAACUUAUACAACUUACACCUCAUUCAACCUGAAACCCCUACUUCUAUCCUACAGUGAUCUAUUAGCUGAAUAUUGCCAGCUUUAAUACAUGGCUUACACAAGACUUGACUAAUUCUUAUUUUAAUGGUGUAUUGGUGAUCUAUUGAUGAUGUAUUAGUGGUAUAUUAGAUCUCUUUUUACUAGGGCAAUUCAUUCCUUUCAACAUGCAUUAUGGUAACUGAUUCAAUUGUAUGUACUAAACAUUUUGUAGAAUAACAAUGUUACCUCAUUUAGAAUGUACACCAAAGUAAAAAAAAAAGUGUGACUUCACCUGAUUCAAAAUGUCUUCACAUGAUUUUCUUAUUUUAUCAAAGCUUCACACGGUAGCCUCAAUGCCACAGAGGAAAUUCCACUUGGAAGUAACCACUGGACUCAUCAAUGGCAUGAUGAUGAACAAUCACAAACGCGUCAUUCUGAAUCCUGAUAUUAGACAUGAAAGGGAGAUGGCUCAUGCCCCACAGCUGCAAAGUACAGCAUCAUGGUGCACUGUACACAAACAGAAGUGUGACACAAAGUAUUCUUGCAGGGUGUGUAAAGUCAGGAUGUGUCAAGAUCCUUGCUUUUUCAGGUAUGUUUUUAUGGUAAAUGUUUUCACUUUUACUCAU